AUGGAUCCGGCCUUCUCGUUAGCGGACGAGCUCGAUCUGCAGCGGCAGCACGAUAACGAGGAGGGGGAGCUGCAGUUCCACCCUGGGCUCGACCAGUACGACCACUACGGCCAUGACUUUGCAUCCGGCUCGACACUUGAAGACGAGUUCGCGCACGCUGGGCCAUCGACAUCGCACUUUGGCGCAACCUCGUUGGAUUCCGAGCUGGAGGGUCUGCAUCUUCGCGGGCACGGAACGGACCUAGCCUCUGAGCUCGGCGGCGGCGGUGGAGGUGGCAGUCUAGCCGACGAACUUGACCCCUCCUUCACACCAGAGGCCAUGUCGCGGCAUGCCUCUUCAGCGUACGAAGACACCCAGCCUCUCGCGAUGGAGGUUUCGGCACCCACCCUGGUCGUUGCACCAUCCGAAGAAACGUUGGCGCAGACAGAAGGGUUCGUCUCCCAACUCUCCCUGCUCUCCGCAACGACUCCGGGUGGCGAGGGGGAUACGGCGCAGCUCGAGGCGGUGGCAACCCGAUAUUUGACGCUACUCUCGCAGUGUACGGCGGAGAGGGAGGCGCAGUUACGGGAGCUACGCGAGCUCGAACGACGUCUUGAUCGCGAUCUUCCCGCAUUCAGCCUGCCGAGCACAUCGAGCUUCACCUCGAUGCCAUCCACUUCAAGCUGGGCGUCCGACCUCUCCUCACCUCCCUCCGGUCAUCGCACAAGUGCUUCGAUAAGCACCAUCAGCAGCGAUAGCACCCUCACCCCGCCCCCGAGCACUGUCAACCUACCCCUCGUAGAGAGCGCAGCGUUCGCCCCGCUAUACACGGCAACCGGAAGUCUGGUGGGAAGUCUCACAACGAUUCACGAGCACACGCAGGUGACGCGAGCAACGAGCGCCGACGCAGCGCGCAAGCUCAAGACGGUGCGCGGACUGGUGGACAAGUGGAAGUCGGACGUGGAGAGUGUGGGCGAGAGCGAGGCGUGGAUUGCUUCGCAAACGGCCGAGCGCGGGAGAGGAGGGUCGUGGGUGAGGGAGCAGGUCGAUUGGUGUCGAGGGAGGAUCGAGGAGGUCGAGUGUCGAGCGAGGGUCCUACUCACACCAGUAUCCCUCGCUGGAUGA
Molecule: messenger RNA, 1104 nt
Organism: Kalmanozyma brasiliensis GHG001
Lineage: Eukaryota; Fungi; Basidiomycota; Ustilaginomycetes; Ustilaginales
Exons: 1
Coding region: 1-1104 (367 amino acids)
Source: RefSeq, a predicted model, not a curated record